Aspergillus homomorphus CBS 101889 is the source of this 1086-nucleotide messenger RNA. RefSeq names its product putative glycosyl hydrolase. NCBI's taxonomy places the organism in Eukaryota, Fungi, Ascomycota, Eurotiomycetes, Eurotiales, Aspergillaceae. Gene Ontology annotation, biological process: carbohydrate metabolic process. The record is from RefSeq and is a predicted model, not a curated record. The coding region runs from base 1 to 1086 and encodes 361 amino acids. The transcript has 2 exons.
AUGAACCGCGCCGUAACAGCAGCCACCACCCUCCAAACCUUCUACAACCCGUCCACAGGCCUGUGGAACACAUGCGGCUGGUGGAACGGCGCGAACUGCCUCACGACUCUCGCCGACCUCGCCGCCCUCAACGAAAACGUCAAUGCCACCGCCCCAGGCGUGCUGGAGAACACCUUCCGCGUCGCAACAAACAGUAACCCGUUCCCUGCGCGCAGCAUCGACGCCGACUACACGGCUGCCAACGGCACCGCCUACCUGAUCCCGGGCCAGCCGACGGGCGCCGCGAACGCGUCGCUGUGGCUGGAUGGGAGCUACGACGAUGAUAUGUGGUGGGGGUUGGCGUGGGUGGCGGCUUAUGAUUUGACGGGGGAGCCGGAUUAUCUGGAUUUGGCCGAGGGGGUGUUUUUCCGUUUGAGUCGCGCAUGGCCCUCUCGGUGCGGCAACGGUGGCCUCGACUCGGACUACACGCACGUCUACGUGGGGGCCGUCUCCAACGAGCUCUUCCUGCAGCUCGGGGCAGCACUGGCCAACCGGGCCUCCCACAAAGACUACUACCUCGACUGGGCGACGCGGCAGUGGCGCUGGUUCGCCGAUAGCGGGCUCAUCAACGCCAACCACACCAUCAACGACGGGCUGACGGACGCGUGCACCAACAACGGCAUGACGCUGUGGUCGUACAACCAGGGCAUCGUGCUCGGCGGGCUGGUCGAGCUGCACCGCGCCACGGGGCAAGCAGCUGCUAACUCGACGUACCUUGCGGCUGCGUCGCGGAUUGCGCAUGGUGCGAUCGCGGCCUUGGCCGAUGAGGAGGGCGUGAUCCAUGAGUCGUGUGAGCCGGAUGCGUGCGAUGAUAAUCAGACGCAGUUCAAGGGGAUCUUUAUCCGGAAUUUGAAGGUUUUGCAGGGGAUCGCGCCCAAUGAGACCUUCGCGAGGGUUAUCAAUGCUUCCGCUGAGAGUCUGUGGGAGAAUGAUCGCACUCCUGCUAAUGGGUUUGGGCUUGAUUGGUCUGGUCCGGUUGUCAGUGUCAAGGUUAAUGCUUCUACGCAGAGCUCUGCGUUGGAUGCGCUUGUUGCUGCUAUUUGGUAG